Messenger RNA from Zalophus californianus (California sea lion), 3368 nucleotides. RefSeq names its product polyunsaturated fatty acid lipoxygenase ALOX15. Bases 672 to 2663 code for a protein of 663 amino acids. Gene Ontology annotation, cellular component: cytosol; plasma membrane. Gene Ontology annotation, biological process: lipid oxidation; linoleic acid metabolic process. Gene Ontology annotation, molecular function: arachidonate 12(S)-lipoxygenase activity; iron ion binding; protein binding. The transcript has 15 exons. The record is from RefSeq and is a predicted model, not a curated record. NCBI's taxonomy places the organism in Eukaryota, Metazoa, Chordata, Mammalia, Carnivora, Otariidae.
AAGCCUGAUACUGUGCUCAAUCCAGGGAAAUAAAAAUGAGUCAGUCCUGCCGGGAGCGUGGUCCCUGCCUAGGGGGAGCUCAGCAGGGUGGGAACGAGGACAUACACACAGAUUACGGGGCGUAGUAAGUGAGCGGUAACAAGCAUGCACAGGACAAAAGCAAAUAGAGAGGAAAGCUGGUGCGCUCUGGAGGGAAGGCGGGGAGGGGUGAAAUCACCAGGGAGGACUUCUCUGAAAAACUGAGGUCGAACCAGGGAUUAGAAGGCUGAACAGAGUUUUUCAGAACAGGGACUGCCAAGCAAACAACAUAGUUGGUUCUCGGAAACACAGGGCUCCACCCCCAGUGGAGGGGGGGGGGGUUGAGGAUGGCGAACCGUGGGAUGAGGUGGGAGGAGGGCAGGCCGCGUGAGCAAGAGCUUUGAAUGCCAAGAAGCUUGGGUUUUUUUUCCUGUAGGCAACAGAGAGGUAGAGGCUUUUAAGCUAGAAAGGAAGGGGCCCAGAGUUUGGCACACGGAGGGCUUGCAAGUGUUCCAAGUUGAUCGAGUUAAUUCAGUGGCCAUGAUGUACUUUAUUCACAAACUCCUGCAGAGCGACUCUCCUUGCCCUCUUCAUCCUCCCUUGCAACGUUAAGCAAGACCCUCACAGAGACGGCGCGUUCGUCUUCGGGCAGGAUGGGUGUCUACCGCAUCCGCGUGUCCACCGGCUCCUCCCUGUGCGCGGGCUCCAACAACCAGGUGCAGCUGCAGCUGGUGGGCGAGCACGGGGAGGCGACCAUCGAGAAGCGCCUGAGGCCGGCGCGAGGCCAGGAGACGGAAUUCAAGGCGGACGUGCAGGAGUACCUGGGGCCGCUGCUGUUCGUGAAACUGCAUAAACGGCACUUCUUUCAGGACGACGCCUGGUUCUGCAACUGGAUCUGGGUGCAGGGCCCCGGACCCAGUGGGGACGAGUUCAGGUUCCCAUGCUACCGCUGGGUGGAGGGCAGUGACAUCCUGAGCCUCCCCGAGGGCACCGGCCGGACCCUGGGAGACGACCCUCAAGGUCUGUUCAAGCAACACAGGGAGCAGGAGCUGAAAGAUAGGAGGAGGCUUUACCGCUGGGGUAACUGGAAGGAUGGGCUAAUCCUGAAUAUGGCCGGGGCCACCAUCUGUGACCUCCCCGUAGAUGAGCGAUUUCUGGAAGACAAGAAAAUUGAUUUUGAGGCUUCGCUGGCCAAGGGGCUGGCAGACCUAGCCAUCAAAGACUCUUUAAAUGUUCUGACCUCCUGGAAGGGCCUGAAUGACUUCAACCGGAUUUUCUGGUGUGGCCAGAGCAAACUGGCUGAGAAGGUGCGGGACUCCUGGCAGGAGGAUGCCUUAUUUGGGUACCAGUUUCUCAAUGGCACUAACCCCAUGUUGCUGAGGCGCUCCAAGCAGCUUCCUGCUCGCCUGGUGUUCCCUCCGGGGAUGGAGGAGCUGAAGGUCCAGCUGGAGAAGGAGCUCCAGACAGACACACUGUUCGAGGCGGACUUCUCGCUGCUGAACGGGAUCAAGGCCAACGUCAUCCUGUGCAGCCAGCAGCACCUGGCCGCCCCUCUGGUCCUGCUGAAGCUGCAGCCUGAUGGGAAACUCUUGCCCAUGGUCAUCCAGCUCCAGCUGCCUCAAGUGGGAUCCUCCCCGCCGCCGCUUUUCCUGCCCACGGAUCCCCCGAUGGUCUGGCUCCUGGCCAAAUGCUGGGUCCGCAGCUCUGACUUCCAGAUGCAUGAGCUGCAGUCUCAUCUUCUGCGGGGACACUUGAUAGCGGAGGUCAUCACUGUGGCCACCAUGAGGUGCCUUCCAUCAAUACACCCUGUCUUCAAGCUUAUGAUUCCCCACCUGCGCUACACCUUGGAAAUUAACACCCGGGCCAGGACCGGGCUCAUCUCUGACAUGGGAGUUUUCGACCAGGUGGUGAGCACAGGCGGCGGAGGCCAUGUGGAGCUGCUCCAGCGAGCUGGAGCCUCUCUAACCUUUCGCUCCUUCUGUCCUCCUGAUGACCUGGCCGACCGGGGGCUCCUGGGAGUCAAGUCUUCCUUCUAUGCCCAAGAUGCCCUGCGGCUGUGGGAAAUCCUCGCUCGCUAUGUGCAGGGCAUCGUGCAUCUCCACUACAAGACGGACGAGGCUGUGAGAGACGAUUUGGAGCUGCAGUCCUGGUGUAGAGAGAUCACUGAAGUCGGGCUGCUCGGGGCCCAGGACAAAGGCUUCCCCAGCUCCUUGCAGUCCCGGCACCAGCUGUGCCACUUCCUUACCAUGUGCAUUUUCACCUGCACCGGCCAGCACUCCUCCACCCACCUGGGCCAGCUGGACUGGUACUCUUGGGUCCCUAACGCGCCCUGCACCAUGCGGAUGCCCCCGCCGACCACCAAGGACGCCACCCUGGAGACAGUGAUGGCAACACUGCCCAACUUCCACCAGGCCUCCCUGCAGAUGUCCAUCGUCUGGCAGCUGGGCCGCCGCCAGCCCGUGAUGGUGGCUCUGGGCCAACACCAGGAGGAGUAUUUUUCAGGCCCUGGACCCAAGGCCGUGCUGAAGGAGUUCAGGAAGGAGCUGGCUGCCCUGGAGAAGGAAAUCGAGACCCGGAAUGCAAAGCUGGACAUACCCUAUGAGUACCUGCUGCCCAGCCUGGUGGAAAACAGCGUGGCCAUCUGAGCGCCGUCUCCCACCCGAGCCACGCGCCAUCCCUCGGUGCUUGCAGUCCUGCCCCCCCCCCCGCCCCGCAGUCCCCCCCCUCCCAAGAGUCCCCUUUCCAUGGUCUGUGCCCACGGUGGAUACAUUUUAUUCUAGAUGUUCUACCCCCUGCCUCCCUCAUCAUUCAGGUCUCCCUGGGGGUGGGGCAGAUAAUAGCCACGUUUAUAUAAACUGUUUCAAGAAUAGGAUAGGGGGUCCAUACAUGUUACUCCACACCCUUUAUGAGCCAGAUAUGAUUUUGAAACAAAAUCGAGUUUAAAUGGCAACAAAAAGGUAUGUUAGACAAUGAAAGAAAAGAAGUUAGAACAAACUAUCCCAAAGCAAAUAAUGGCCAAAGAACGUAGCGCAUCUUCCCUAAGUGGAUGGGCUUUGUCACACGUCCUGAGGCUGGACCCAACACAGAGCAAACCAUCCACAUGGCAAUGCUCAAGACUUUUGUCUCAUGGCUGACUUAGCGAUAAAUGGAAGAAAACGGGGGUCCGUAUCUAUAACCCGUUUGCGGUUCCCCAGUUGGAAAGCUCCAAAUGAAAAUAAUUAACCAGAGGGGCGCCUUGGCGUCUGCCUUCGGCUCAGGUCAUGAUCUCGGGGUCCUGGGAUGGAACCCCGCAUGGGGCUCCUGCUCCGCGGGGAACCUGCUUCUCCCUCUGCCACUCCCCCUGCUUGUGU